Molecule: messenger RNA, 772 nt
Organism: Gavia stellata (red-throated loon)
Lineage: Eukaryota; Metazoa; Chordata; Aves; Gaviiformes; Gaviidae
Gene: PIGH
Product: phosphatidylinositol glycan anchor biosynthesis class H
Exons: 4
Coding region: 1-573 (190 amino acids)
Biological process (GO): GPI anchor biosynthetic process
Cellular component (GO): glycosylphosphatidylinositol-N-acetylglucosaminyltransferase (GPI-GnT) complex
Source: RefSeq, a predicted model, not a curated record
AUGGAGGAGCGGCGGUACCGCUCGGCGUCGGGGGCGCCCAUCGCGCUGCGGCGCCGCCAGCACAGCGCCUCCUGCCGGGAGCUGGCGGUGCGCUGCCCCCGCCUGCAGCUCCGCUCGCUCAGCGCCGUCACCUCCGCCGUCUGGCUGGCGGCCUACGGGCUCUUCGUGCUCAGCGAGAAUAGUAUGGUGCUUUCUGCUGCUAUCUUCAUCACGCUGAUUGGCCUGAUCAUAUACCUGCACUUUGUGAAAAUUGACCAGGAAUCCCUGUUGGUCAUUGGCUCACUCGGCAUUCAGGUGACUUCAUCCUAUGCUUCAGGGAAAGAGAGCACAACCUUCAUUGAGAUGGGUCGCGUGAAGGAUGUGGUUAUCAAUGAAGCCAUCCAUAUGCAAAAAGUUAUCUACUACCUGUGCAUCCUCCUCCAGGACCCUGGAGAUCCUCAGGGAGUAUCUGAGGUUGUGCCACUCUUUCAGAGCUCCAAGCCACGUCUGGACUGCUUGAUAGAAGUGUACAAAAGUUGUCAAGAAAUUCUGGAGAAGAGGAAGACAGCUCCCCAAUCAAGUGGAAUAAAAUAGUAAAAAAAACCUAAGGCAGCAAACUUGCAGCAGGACUCAGAGACACAUGGAAAAGCAAGUAAAACUGCCCCAUGGCUUUUUUACAGUAAAGUGAUGUUAGGGCUAUAGGCCCGCACAGACUCACAGAGUUGUUACAGAGAAUGGCAGCUCAAGCACAGAAACAAGCCUUGAAAUCCUCUGCUAUGAAGGCAAGUGAGCA